Molecule: messenger RNA, 398 nt
Organism: Dentiscutata heterogama
Lineage: Eukaryota; Fungi; Glomeromycota; Glomeromycetes; Diversisporales; Gigasporaceae
Source: the annotation of a GenBank genome assembly
GAUACUCUGAAAGUGAAGCCAAUAAGCCUCAUACAUAUUCUGGUUUACUGUUGAAUCAUGCCGAUUUUGGGUGGAGAAUUGACAUUAAGCAAAGAAAUGACAUUGCAAGUAUGAAAAGAAUUGAAUUUAUUAAAGCAAUAUUAAUUAAAAAUACAUCUUCAGAUAUUUGGUGUCUAAUUUCUAUAACAUGCAAAAAGGCAGAACUUCAAAAAAGUAAAAGAUCUUUAAAAAAAUCUGAAAUUUUAUCUAUUAUUAACUCUUUAACUUCUUCUUUAGGUGAUUUAGAUCAAUUGCAUUUUUGUGGUUUAUCAAAUAACUUCUGUGAAAAUUUAAUAAAUAUUCUUCAAAAAAUCAGAAAUAUAUUAACUAAAAAUAGCAUCAAUAUUAGUGAAGUGUAA